CAAUGCCAGAGCACAGAAACCUUUGCGCAUAAACUUCUAACCCAUCAGCGGAGCUCAUCGUCAUCGCAGACACCUGUCCCGAAGCCUGAAGAGAUAAGUUCAGAAGGAGUUCCUGUCAGACAUGGAGACCUCAGCUGAACAGCCUCGCUGGGUUUCCUCCUCCAUGGUAUCGUCAGAGGUGAUGCCCUCUUACCCAUCCGACUCCAGCUAUAUGAUCCACACUGAAGAGGGUUCGACGUUCCCCAGCUCUGAUGCUGAUCACAGCAGCCUGCCUUCUCUGUUCGGCAGCCCAGUCCAUGGCCGUCCACCUGGAGCUUUUCAAAACAGCCCAGUAUAUCCCGUCUACUCCUCUCCGUUCCUCGGAAACCUGUCCUGGCUGGAAAGUUCUACCAGCCCCUCUCUAACCAACCUCUUCCCAUCAUCCCCGUCAUCGUGGCACAGCGGUGCGUUUUCGAAGACGUCCUCGUCAUCGUUCCACGGCUCCCCGGCCCUCUCUUCCUCCAGGCCACCUCGUCCUGCCCUUCACUCCCCCACCCAGCACCCCAAGGAGAGCUUUGGUGUGCAGGAGAGCAUGAAAGGAGAGAGUCCUCCUGGAGGUGGCGAGGUGUUUGGCGGGGUGUUUCCCUCCUCAGUGAGCGACGUAAAGACACACUACAGUCCCUACAGCAGCUUCACGCACGAUUACAGCAGUUCACUUUUCUACACACCCUCGUCCUUCUCACCCAAAUUAUGCAGCAAGAUGAAAUUCUCUCCUUUAGAGCCGCGUGAGUGUGUGAAUUGCGGGGCCACUGCGACCCCUCUGUGGCGGCGUGAUGGAACGGGACAUUACCUCUGCAAUGCCUGCGGACUGUACCACAAGAUGAACGGACAGAACAGACCCCUCAUCCGGCCCAAAAAGAGACUGGUCGUCAGUAAGCGAGCAGGAACUGAGUGUGCGAACUGUCAGACCAGCACCACCACGCUGUGGAGACGCAACGCCGGCGGAGAGCCUGUGUGUAACGCUUGCGGACUCUAUUUCAAGCUUCACAAUGUGAACAGACCGCUGACUAUGAAGAAGGAAGGCAUUCAGACACGUAACCGUAAAGUGUCCAGCAAGAACAGGAAAGGGAAAAGGUUUAGCGCCACAGAGGACAAUCUGUAUUUUUCGAAGAACCCCGCGUCUGAUCAUCAUUUCGACCUGUAUUCUCAAAGUCCUGGAGCUCUGGCCGUCUACAGCCACUCUUCCCAUUCACUGCCGCCCACCUCUGCCUUCCACAGCCACGCCGGCCUGCCCUACCCCUAUCACCCACCAGCUGCCAUCUUACCCAGCGUGGUGUGACGGAAACCCGAAAGAAGACUCCCCAACUAUGUGCUCAGAUGCUCCAAAAACUUGAAAGCUUAACCAAAGUGGACACGUGAAAAAACAUGUCGCCCUAAAAAUAUUUGGAUGUUUAUGGCUCACACAAUAUCUGAAUGGCAAUGCAUUCCGUACAAAAUCGGAUUAUAAUAAUCAGAUGAUAAUAUAAAGAUAUCAGAUGAUAAUAAUCGGAAAUGUUCCUUGAGCAGCAAAUAUUAAAAUAUUUUAUGAAGGAUCACGUGAUCAUCCUGAAAGUCCAGCUUUGCAUCACGGACACAAAUGACAGUGUAUUCAAAACAGAAAACUAUUAUUUUAUAUAGUACUAAUAUUUCACAUUAUUACUAUUUUACUGUAUUUCUGAUCAAAUUUAUGCAGCCUUGGUGAAACUUUUUAAAAUCCAACCCCAAACUUUCAAACUGUAGUGUACAUAUAGACUACCUUUACUUUUUUUGUGUGUUUGUAAUGAUUUUAUUUUUAUCAAAACAUUUUUUGGGAUUUGUAAGCUGUUUU
Molecule: messenger RNA, 1846 nt
Organism: Puntigrus tetrazona (Sumatra barb)
Lineage: Eukaryota; Metazoa; Chordata; Actinopteri; Cypriniformes; Cyprinidae
Gene: gata1b
Product: GATA binding protein 1b
Exons: 6
Coding region: 122-1318 (398 amino acids)
Biological process (GO): cell fate commitment; negative regulation of transcription by RNA polymerase II; positive regulation of transcription by RNA polymerase II
Cellular component (GO): nucleus
Molecular function (GO): RNA polymerase II cis-regulatory region sequence-specific DNA binding; zinc ion binding; DNA-binding transcription factor activity, RNA polymerase II-specific
Source: RefSeq, a predicted model, not a curated record